This is a messenger RNA of Parnassius apollo (apollo), 600 nucleotides long. NCBI's taxonomy places the organism in Eukaryota, Metazoa, Arthropoda, Insecta, Lepidoptera, Papilionidae. The record is from the annotation of a GenBank genome assembly.
AUGUUGGUUCCAUAUGAGCCACCAGUGGUGGUAUGGUUUAAAAUUCUGCUCAGUACAUCAGACACCCUAACUUCAAUGGUCGCACACUUGACAAUGAUGUCGCUGUAUUGCGUGCUGCGUCCACUUUCUGUUGCAGCAACAAUGUUUGAGCUGCCAGUAUUGCUGGAUCCAACUAUGGUCUCGGUGUCAAUCAUGCUAUGGGACACCGCUAACAGAUGGCGUAUACGUGUUGGUUCAACAUGGGCCAACAGUGGUGGUACCGUUUACAACACUGCUCAGAUCAUUAACCAUCCAGACUACAAUGCUCGUACAAUUAACAACGAUGUCGCUAUAUUGCGUGCUUCCUCCACCUUCUCUCUCAACAACAAUGUUCAAGCUGGCAGUAUAGCUGGUCCCACCUACAACCUCGGUGAUAAUCAAGCUGUAUGGGCUGUUGGAUGGGGAACCACUACGUUCGGAGGAUCUGCUUCUGAGCAACUGCGCCAUGUCCAUGUCUGGACUGUCAACCAAGCUACAUGCAGAACCCGUUACGCUGAAAUAGGCAUAGACUGUCACAGACAACAUGUUGUGUUCUGGAUGGCUCGAUGUAGGCGGUCGUGA